Messenger RNA from Elephantulus edwardii (Cape elephant shrew), 651 nucleotides. It is a transcript of the gene IZUMO4, whose product is annotated as IZUMO family member 4. The transcript has 9 exons. Lineage: Eukaryota; Metazoa; Chordata; Mammalia; Macroscelidea; Macroscelididae. Gene Ontology annotation, cellular component: nucleus. The record is from RefSeq and is a predicted model, not a curated record. The coding region runs from base 10 to 651 and encodes 213 amino acids.
GGGAGGGCCAUGGCCCUGCUGCUGUACCUGGGCAUGACCGCGGCGCUGGCCCGCGGCUGCCUGCACUGUGACAGUAACUUCUCGGUGAAGUUCUCCUUCUACCGUAACCACGUCAACCUCAAAUCCUGGUGGGUCGGCGACAUCCCCGUGUCGGGCUCGCUUCUCACCGACUGGAGCCAGAACACCAUGAACGAGCUGCAUCUAAUCAUCCCCGCAGAGAUCACCCGGGAGAAGCUGAGCGAGGUGGCCAGCGCGGUAUACCAGAGGUUGGAUCAGCUGUACCAGGGGCGGAUGUACUUCCCGGGGUACUUCCCCAACGAGCUGCGCUCCAUCUUCCGGGACCAGGUGCACCUCAUCCAGAAUGCUAUCAUUCAGAGCCGCAUCGACUGUCAGCAACACUGUGGCAUCUUCCGGUAUGACACCAUCUCUUGCACCAACUGCACGGACUCCCAUGUUCUCUGCUUUGGCUACAACUGCGAGUCGUCUACGCAGUGGCAGCAGGCAGUACAGGGCCUUCUCUCGUACAUAAGCGCAUGGCACAAACAGGACACCAGCAUGAGCCUAAUGUUGCCGCGCCUCGUGUGUCUGGAGCCACCACACCUGGCCAACUUGACGCUGGAGAACGCCUCCGAGUGCCUGACCCAGCACUGA